UCAUUAUGAUACUUGCUUUCUUUAGGUUCAUCUCGUCCUAAGUUCCCAAGUAUAAAGAUAACACUCCUAGUUCUCCCCCUUUAAUUAAUUUACAAUCUUCAAUUAAACAAUUUUUCCAAAUCAUCCGGCAAACCCUCAAAAAAAAAAUAUAAAUAAUUGGAAAAUUUAUAAUUUUUCAAGAUGCUAAAUGGUAAGAUCAAUUCUAUCCUCCGUGUAUCCGGCACGAGCAUAGUUGACGGCUCCGGACACACUGUGAUAUUGAAAGGGGCUGCUCUUGGAGGCCACAUGAACAUGGAGAACUUUAUUAGUGGCUUCAGUGGCCACGAGCGUCAACACAGAGCAGCUCUCCUCAAAGUUUUGGGAAAAGAGAAGUACGAUGUCUUUUUUGAUUCCUUCCUCGACUACUUCUUCACCCGUGCAGAUGCUCACUACUUCGCCUCCCUCGGCCUAAACUGCGUCCGCAUCCCUUUUAACUAUGCCCAUUUCGAAGACGAUUUUAAUCCCGGCGUUUAUCUUGAGAAGGGAUUCCAACUCCUAGACCGCGUCGUCGAGCACUGCACUGCCGAGGGUCUUUAUGUUGUCUUAGACUUGCACGCAGUUCCAGGCGGGCAAAACCAGGACUGGCAUUCGGAUUCUGGCAUAAGCGAAGCCCUGUUCUGGCGCUUUAGGGAGUUUCAGGAUCGUGCGAUCAAUUUGUGGGUAGAGAUUGCAAAGAGGUACAAGGGGAAUCCUUAUGUGGCAGGAUACAACCCCCUUAACGAACCUGCAGACCCAGAACACAAAAGACUAAUCAAGUUCUACGAGAGAAUCGAAGCAGCAAUCCGCUCAGUCGACCCGGAUCACAUUCUUUUCCUCGACGGUAAUACAUAUUCUAUGGACUUCAGGCAAUUCACAGCCAUCCUCCCCAACUGCGUGUAUUCGAUGCACGACUACUCCUCCAUGGGGUUCCCCUCGCAAGAACAGUACGCCGGCACUGUCGAGCAUAAGACCAAACUGAGGAAGUCCUUUGAGAGAAAAGUCGAGUUUAUGAGGAAACAGAAAGUGCCGAUAUGGAACGGCGAAUUUGGACCAGUGUAUGAGUUCAAAUCCCAGAAAGGUCACGAGGAAGUCAAUGAGAAGAGAUAUGCGCUAUUGGAGGAGCAGUUGGCUAUUUAUGCCGAGAGCGGUGUGAGCUGGUCGAUUUGGUUGUACAAGGAUAUUGGGUACCAGGGAAUGUUGCAUGUCUCCCCCGAAAGUGCAUGGUUCAAACUUCUCGGCCCAUUUAUGGAAAAGAAAGCCCGUCUCGGCGUUGACUUCUGGGGGCGAGAUGACAAGGAAGUGGCGCAUAUCUAUGCACCUGUGAAACAGCACUUUGAAGAUGUGGUUCCAAAAGAACACUGGAAUAAGAAAUACCCCUCCCCACUUUGGGAUAUGGGGAGGCAUAUUGACCGUGUGUUGAGGGAGUGUUUGCUUUCGGAGUACUUGUGUUUUGAGAUGGCAGAAUAUUUUAGGGGGAAGACUGAAGACGAGUUGAGGGAGUUGGCGGCGAGUUUUAAGUUUGAGAAUUGUGUGCAGAGAGGGGAGCUGAAUGUUAUUCUGGAGAAGGAUGCGAUAAAGCACUAAUGAUGGGGUAGAGAUUAGCCGGCUGUAACUUAUCAAUAUAAUUC
This is a messenger RNA of Pseudogymnoascus verrucosus, 1646 nucleotides long. RefSeq lists its product as uncharacterized. The coding region runs from base 181 to 1602 and encodes 473 amino acids. Gene Ontology annotation, biological process: glucan catabolic process. Lineage: Eukaryota; Fungi; Ascomycota; Leotiomycetes; Thelebolales; Thelebolaceae. Gene Ontology annotation, cellular component: cell surface; extracellular region. The record is from RefSeq and is a predicted model, not a curated record. Gene Ontology annotation, molecular function: beta-glucosidase activity. The transcript is spliced from 4 exons.